UGCAUGUUCGGUGUGUGUUUAAGAUUUCACUGUGUGUGUAAACUGCAGAGAAAACAUUUACCCAGUAAUUUAGACUGCAAAUACAAUUUUUAGUCAGUCCCCUGCCAGCCCACAUUCCUGAUCUGGUUUGAUAGUGAGGGGAACACCUAUGAAUACGUCAUAGCAGUGCUGUGCACGCGCUGUCCAAACAUCGCGCAAAUACGUUGCGUUACGUCGAUUUUGUACAAAAAGUCUUAAGACUUCGCUUUUCGUAAGGUGCGAGGCGGAAAGGUAUUUACAUGUUCUUGGGUGGUUGAAAGAUAAACAAAGUGCUUGAGCAGGUGAGCAGGAGUCAAGAGCUGAAGCGCUGGAGUGAUUUCCUCUCUGAGCACAAGUGAGAAACUCUUGGGUUUCAACAGCACAGAGGAGCAGCUUUCAGGGCCGGGAGGACAGGACAGCAUGUGGCGAAAUGAGAAGUAUGAGUCUGUUCCGUUGGAUGUGAAGGGGAUUGAUGAAGACGAUUCUAAAGGCACCAGGGACUCUCUUUACCCUGGCUCUGCUCUCCGGAAAACUCGACAGUUAGAUGAGAGACCAAAGGACUCGAAACUGUGGCCGUACUUUCAGGAUGGCCAAAGGCGGAUAGAUUACGUCCUCACCUACCACGUCCAGAAGCCCCCGAGCACUCGCAAACAGAAGUCCAAUUCCUGCUGCUUGAGACGUAAACGGACCAGCUCACCGUCUCAUGAGGACCCUGAACUCGCAGCUCAAGAGCAGAGGCUGGAUUACCAUGUGGACGACCAGCGCCUCCGCCGGGAGGAGUUUGAGGAGAACCUGUGUGAAAUGGGCCUUGAGAUGGAGAAAGAUGAAGGGACUAAAAUCCCAGGUGUGGGAUUCUUGAAGAUACAUGCGCCUUGGGAAGUUCUUUGUCGAGAAGCAGAGUUUAUGAAGCUCAAAAUGCCAACAAUAAAGAAAUAUGAAGUCAGUCCUGGAAGUGGCAUUGCGGAGAAGGUCAACAUGUUUAUGCAGAAAGUCACUGCACCUCUGCAACCUAAAGUUGUGGCUAGCCAGAUGGAAAAUGAGAAACACCUCUCCUACCCAUUCUCAAGAGAAAAACAGCAUCUCUUUGAUUUAUCAGACAGAAACUCCUUCUUUGACAGCAAAACCAGGAGCUCAAUAGUAUAUGAAAUUUUAAAACGAACAAAAUGCACACAGGCUAAGUAUGUCAUGGGAAUCAGCAGUCUACUGGGCAGUGGUGUUUAUACAGAAGCCUACCCUUUGCAUGAUGGAGAUAUUGACUGCGUACAUGCUGAACCAAAUGACAGAAAGAUCUUGUAUGAAGAGUGGGCGAGUUACAGUAUAUUCUACAAGUACCAGCCCAUCGGACUGAUCAGGAAGUAUUUUGGUGAGAAAGUGGGCCUGUACUUUGCCUGGCUGGGUGUGUAUACUCAGAUGCUAAUCCCAGCAGCGGUUGUGGGUGUUAUCGUGUUCCUGUACGGCUGUGCCACUGUGGACGACAAUAUCCCCAGCAUGGAGAUCUGCGACGAGAGAAACAACAUCACCAUGUGCCCAAUGUGUGACCGAGCCUGCAGCUACUGGAAACUGGUCACGGCUUGCGGCACAGCCAGGGCCAGCCACCUGUUCGACAAUGCGGCCACCGUCUUCUUCGCCAUCUUUAUGGCACUAUGGGCCACCAUGUUUAUGGAGCACUGGAAGAGAAGGCAAAUGAGGCUAAAUUACAUCUGGGACAUGACCGGCUUUGAAGACACAGAGGGGAAACAAAAGAGUCAUCCUAGAGCAGAGUAUGAGUUCCGUGUCAUGAAGAAGUCCUUGAAGAAAGAGCAAUCUCCAAAGACAGGAAAUGUGAAGCUGACAUGCACAGACAGAAUACCAGCUUACAUGACCAUUAUCGUCAUGAUGGUUUUUUUGAUCUUUGUGACCUUGGCCAUCGUGUUUGGUGUGGUGCUAUACAGGGUCUCCAUCAUGACUGCCCUGCACAUGAGUUCCACUCCCACUUUCCGCUCUAAUAUACGGGCCACCGUUAAAACCACUGGGGCUGUCAUCAACCUUAUUAUCAUCAUCAUCAUGGAUGAGGUCUAUGGAGCAAUUGCACGUUGGCUCACUAUUAUGGAGGUGCCAAAAACGGACAAAAGUUUUGAGGAGAGGCUGAUCUUCAAGACAUUCAUACUGAAGUUUGCAAAUGCAUUUACCCCUAUUGUGUACCUGGCGUUCUUCAGAGGCAGACUCAUUGGACGCCCAGGCAAAUAUAUCUACGUUAUGGGGUCUUACCGGAUGGAAGAGUGCGCCCAUGCCGGCUGUCUGAUGGAAUUGUGCAUUCAGCUCUGCAUCACCAUGCUUGGCAAGCAGCUCAUCCAGAAUAACCUGUUUGAGAUUGGCAUUCCGAAACUGAAGAAAAUGCUCCGACAACGCAAGAUAGACAAAAAGCAUCAGGAAGAGCUGAACAAAACGCUUCAUCGUCACGAGAAGGACCACUUCCUUGGGCCCUUUGUCGGACUCAACCCAGAGUACAUGGAAAUGAUCAUUCAGUUUGGGAUGGUGACCUUGUUUGUGGCCUCAUUUCCGCUGGCUCCCCUCUUUGCUCUACUGAACAACAUCAUCGAGAUCCGUCUUGAUGCCAAAAAGUUUGUCACGGAGCUGAGAAGACCGAUCGCUGUAAGAGCAAAAGACAUUGGAAUCUGGUACACUCUUCUCAGAGGACUCAGUAAAGUGGCCGUCAUUGUUAAUGCGUUUGUGAUCUCAUUCACCUCUGACUUCAUCCCACGCCUGGUCUAUCAGUACAUGUACAGUCCAGACGGGACUCUUCAUGGCUUUGUCAAUCACACCCUCUCAUACUUCAAUGUUAGUCACUUCCAGCCUGGCACUGAACCCAUGGAGCCUCUGCACCUGGGAUACCGCGUGGACGUCUGCAGGUAUAAAGAUUAUAGGGACCCUCCAUGGUCUGACACGCCAUACGAGUUCUCCAGAGAAUUCUGGGCCAUUCUGGCGGCUCGAUUCGCUUUCGUCAUCGUCUUUCAGAAUGUGGUAAUGCUGAUGAGCGACUUUGUGGAUUGGCUAAUCCCAGACAUUCCCAAGGACAUUAGCAUUCAGAUACACAAGGAGAGGAACCUUAUCGUUGAGUUGUUCAUGAAGGAGGAGAAGGGCAAGAAGAACAGGAACACCAUAAGCGACCCGAGCCCGCAGCCGCUCCGCGCGCGCCCCAGCUCUCAAGCAUAGAGCGGCGCUGCUCCAUUAUAACUCUGUGACCGGCUGAAGCAGAACGGAAAGCCUGUCGAGGACCACUGCUGCACGGAUCAGUGUCGUUACAAAGAAUGUUACAUGACUGCCACCUCAUUUGCAUACCAUUUUCCUUUUGUUUGUUAAUGAUCUUUUCUAUCAGCUUCAUGCAACGUCUGCAGGUAGGUUUUUUGGAAAGAGGGUUUGUAUUGUUUUAUCUGUUGACUGAUGAAUAUUGGAUGUAGUUUUGUGACUGCUUCAGCUAAUGAUCAUUUUUAUUUGAAAAUACGAUGCUUUUAUAGGACUUUUAACAUGAAAAUGUAACAUGUUUAUGUUUUCGAUAUUGUUGGAUAGGACUCUGAACCAACUCAUUUAAAGUGCUUUUUAAAUGAUUUAAUAUUAGACAUUUCAUUCAGAAUAUUUCUGCUCAAGGGAAUCAGCAACUAUCAAUAACAUGCUGUUUCCUUUUUAGGUACUAAGAAGUAGUUCUGUUCUGUCAUAGUAAUGAUCGUGUCUGUUUAGGCUUUAGUCGUCUAUAUAUAAAAUAUAGACAUAAAACACUACAGUUGAAUCAAAGUUACUACAAUCCUCACUGGGUCUUUUUUUUAGUAUUUUAGAAUUACUAGUACAUGCGAUUUUGACAGGAUGUUGAUUGAUCUUUUCGGCAGCAUGUGAGUGCUUGGUUUUUAGGUAGUGCAUCUGAAAAUUGUGAUAAGAAAGGGUACGCUGUAUAUAAACCCAUGAUGUUCAAGAGGCCUUAAUAUUCACGGAAAUGCACUGCAUUUAUUAAAGGGAUGGUUCACACAAAAAAUGAAAUUUUUGUCAUCAUUUACUCACCCUCAAGUUGUUCCAAACCUGCAUGAAUUUCUUUCUUUUGUUGAAGGGAGCCAAACAGUUGAUGGACUCCAUUGACUUCCAUAGUAUGGGAAAAAAAACUAUGGAAGUGAAUGGGGCCCAUCAACUGUUUGGUUCCCGACAUUCUUCAAAAUAUCUUAUUUUGAAUUCAACAAAAGAAAGAAAUUCAUACAGGUUUGAAACAACUUGAGGGCGAGUAAAUGACAGAAUUUUAAUUUUUGGGUGAACUAUCCCUUUAAUAUUGAGUCAUAUGGACAGAGUUUUGUGUCUGCCUGUCUGAAUGUUUUCUCUCUUGUCUUAAAUCGUGACAUUCCAACAUUAAUGAAAUGGCAACGAUGAUGGAAACGAUAUAUAUUGGUACAAUAUGUUGCAUGUGUCUUCCAUUCAAAGUAAUUAUGUAUGUCUAAAAGCGUGAUAAAAGAGUGGUUCUAAUUGAAAUGAAUAUAAUAUAAAUAUAAUAAAUGAAGUCUUAAGACAUACUCUCUGUUUGUUUGGACAUAUGGCAAUGUUUGUUUGUAAAUUUUAAUAUUCAUGUAUCCCCAGAAAGGCUUUGGUUCUACCUUUAUUAAUAAAUGUACAAUGUAAACCCAUUUUUAGACUGUUACAUCAUCCACAUACUGUUUACCUCUGUGAAAGAAUGUCUUUUGUGUUUUCAGUGUCUCAAACUGGUAAUGGGAAGGUUAUGACUACUUUUGCUUUUGAAUGGUUUCUUAAAUAAAUAUAUCAUAUACGA
Messenger RNA from Ctenopharyngodon idella (grass carp), 4798 nucleotides. It is a transcript of the gene ano1a, whose product is annotated as anoctamin 1, calcium activated chloride channel a. The transcript is spliced from 26 exons. NCBI's taxonomy places the organism in Eukaryota, Metazoa, Chordata, Actinopteri, Cypriniformes, Xenocyprididae. Gene Ontology annotation, molecular function: chloride channel activity; protein dimerization activity. Bases 439 to 3210 code for a protein of 923 amino acids. Gene Ontology annotation, biological process: chloride transmembrane transport. Gene Ontology annotation, cellular component: plasma membrane. The record is from RefSeq and is a predicted model, not a curated record.